AGCUUCGGGAGGGCGGGAGAGAUGCUGCGGGCACCGAGGGGGCGGUCCGGGGCCACAUUCCUGAAGCUCGCUUUUGCGGCGCGCACCAUGGCUGGAGGUACCUGCAGGGGGAGACCUGGGAUCUCCAUGUGGCCCUCGGAGCACGUGAAGCCCCCGGGUGGAGAGCCCACGGUCUCGCUCUCUGAACUCCGUUCGCUGCUAGCCUCAGGCCGGGCCCGGCUCAUCGACGUGCGAUCUAGGGAGGAGGCGGCCGCUGGGACCAUCCCUGGGGCGCUCAACAUCCCGGUGUCAGAGUUGGAAAGUGCCCUGCAGAUGGAGCCAGCUGCUUUCAAGGCUUUGUACUCUGCCGAGAAGCCAAAGCUGGAAGAAGAGAACCUCAUUUUCUUCUGUCAGAUGGGCAAGAGGGGCUUGCAGGCCACACAGUUGGCACAGGGCCUUGGAUACAAAGGGGCUCGGAACUACGAAGGGGCCUAUAGAGAAUGGUUCCAGAAAGAAGGCUAGGUAGAAGGUGGUUUACUGAAUGCUCCCUCCCCCUGUCCAUGGCCACCUUUACUAAGAGUGAUGAUGGCGCUGACUUGUUGGGUUGGGUAACUUCUUAUAGUGCUGUGCACGCAAAAGCAUCAAAUAAAGAGCAUUUAAUUAAAGUA
Molecule: messenger RNA, 647 nt
Organism: Sus scrofa (pig)
Lineage: Eukaryota; Metazoa; Chordata; Mammalia; Artiodactyla; Suidae
Source: RefSeq, a predicted model, not a curated record